Callithrix jacchus (white-tufted-ear marmoset) is the source of this 5499-nucleotide messenger RNA. It is a transcript of the gene PDE6A, whose product is annotated as phosphodiesterase 6A. Lineage: Eukaryota; Metazoa; Chordata; Mammalia; Primates; Cebidae. Gene Ontology annotation, biological process: signal transduction. The record is from RefSeq and is a predicted model, not a curated record. Gene Ontology annotation, molecular function: 3',5'-cyclic-nucleotide phosphodiesterase activity; protein binding.
CACAGCAAGUAGAUUGUCUCUGUGCUGCCUUUUUGCAGCCUCAGCUUUGGCGGUGCUGGAGCCCAUCUCCUGCUCUGUGCAGACAUCUCUCCUUAGCUCUUACUAGAACAAGGUGAAAGAAAAUUCUCAUCUUCUCCCCUCUGGCCCCGCAGCAUCUGGAACACACUGAUCCUCAUAAUCCUUGUUCUUGAGAAAUAUUAAUGACUUAAUCUCCCAAGCCUGCUCCCCCCACUCCUAUGCGGCCAUCUCAGUAUGUUUUGCAGACAAGACCCAGAGAAGUCCAGGUUGGACUUGGUACCGACUGCAAAACUGCCUUUGGAAGGCCUCCGCCCCAGCCCUUCUACAGAGUAGUCAGUGGGACUUCCAGCCAUGGGCGAAGUGACAGCAGAGGAGGUGGAGAAGUUCCUGGACUCAAAUAUUGGCUUUGCCAAACAGUACUACAACCUCCACUACCGAGCCAAGAUCAUCUCCGACCUCCUUGGGGCUAAGGAGGCUGCCGUGGACUUCAGCAAGUACCACUCCCUGAGCAGCGUGGAGGAGAGUGAAAUCAUCUUUGAUCUCCUGCGGGAUUUUCAGGAGAAUUUACAGACAGAGAAAUGCAUCUUUAACGUCAUGAAGAAGCUGUGCUUUCUCCUGCAGGCAGACCGCAUGAGCCUGUUCAUGUACAGGACCCGCAACGGCAUCGCGGAGCUGGCCACCCGGAUUUUCAAUGUCCACAAGGAUGCUGUCCUUGAGGACUGCCUGGUGAUGCCUGACCAGGAGAUCGUCUUCCCUUUGGACAUGGGCGUUGUGGGCCACGUCGCACACUCUAAGAAGAUUGCUAACGUUCCCAACACAGAAGAGGAUGAGCAUUUCUGUGACUUUGUGGACAUCCUCACUGAGUACAAGACCAAGAACAUCUUGGCUUCACCCAUAAUGAAUGGGAAGGAUGUGGUAGCCAUAAUCAUGGCUGUGAAUAAAGUGGAUGGAUCCCACUUCACCAAGAGAGAUGAAGAGAUUCUUCUCAAGUACCUAAAUUUUGCAAAUCUAAUCAUGAAGGUAUACCACCUGAGUUACCUGCACAAUUGUGAAACUCGACGCGGCCAGAUACUUCUGUGGUCUGGGAGCAAAGUCUUUGAAGAACUUACAGACAUCGAAAGACAGUUCCACAAAGCCCUGUACACAGUCCGUGCCUUCCUCAACUGUGACAGAUACUCUGUGGGUCUCUUAGACAUGACCAAGCAGAAGGAAUUUUUUGAUGUGUGGCCAGUUCUCAUGGGUGAAGUUCCACCUUAUUCUGGUCCCAGGACUCCGGAUGGAAGAGAAAUUAACUUUUACAAGGUCAUUGACUACAUCCUACAUGGCAAAGAAGACAUCAAAGUAAUCCCGAAUCCACCUCCUGACCACUGGGCUUUAGUAAGCGGGCUCCCCACUUAUGUUGCCCAAAAUGGCCUGAUUUGCAACAUCAUGAAUGCGCCUGCGGAGGACUUUUUUGCAUUUCAGAAAGAACCUCUGGAUGAGUCUGGAUGGAUGAUUAAAAAUGUCCUUUCGAUGCCGAUUGUGAACAAGAAGGAAGAAAUUGUUGGGGUGGCCACGUUUUACAAUCGUAAAGAUGGGAAGCCCUUUGAUGAAAUGGAUGAGACACUUAUGGAGUCUUUGACUCAAUUUCUGGGCUGGUCUGUCUUAAAUCCUGACACCUAUGAGUCAAUGAAUAGACUUGAAAAUAGGAAGGAUAUUUUCCAGGACAUAGUAAAAUAUCAUGUGAAAUGUGACAAUGAAGAAAUUCAGAAAAUCCUGAAAACCAGAGAGGUGUAUGGGAAGGAGCCGUGGGAAUGUGAGGAAGAGGAGCUGACUGAGAUCCUGCAAGCAGAGCUGCCAGAUGCAGAGAAAUAUGAAAUUAAUAAAUUUCACUUCAGUGACUUGCCCCUAACAGAACUGGAGCUGGUGAAAUGUGGAAUACAGAUGUAUUAUGAGCUCAAAGUGGUGGAUAAAUUUCACAUUCCACAAGAGGCCCUGGUGCGGUUCAUGUACUCCCUGAGUAAGGGCUACCGCAAGAUCACCUACCACAACUGGCGGCAUGGCUUCAACGUGGGCCAGACCAUGUUCUCCCUACUGGUGACCGGAAAACUGAAGCGCUACUUCACGGACCUGGAGGCCCUGGCCAUGGUCACUGCUGCUUUCUGCCAUGACAUUGACCACAGAGGCACCAACAACCUCUACCAGAUGAAAUCCCAGAACCCACUGGCCAAGCUGCAUGGGUCCUCUAUCUUGGAAAGACACCACUUGGAGUUUGGCAAAACAUUGCUCAGAGACGAGAGCCUGAAUAUCUUUCAAAACCUCAAUCGCCGACAGCAUGAGCACGCCAUCCACAUGAUGGACAUUGCAAUCAUUGCCACAGACCUCGCCCUGUAUUUCAAGAAGAGGACGAUGUUCCAAAAGAUCGUGGAUCAGUCUAAGAUGUACGAGAGUGAACAGGAGUGGACGCAGUACAUGAUGCUGGAGCAGACACGGAAGGAAAUCGUCAUGGCCAUGAUGAUGACUGCCUGUGAUCUCUCAGCCAUCACCAAGCCUUGGGAGGUGCAGAGCAAGGUAGCUCUGCUGGUGGCUGCCGAAUUCUGGGAACAAGGUGACCUGGAGCGCACGGUGCUGCAACAGAACCCCAUUCCCAUGAUGGACAGAAACAAAGCAGAUGAACUCCCCAAGCUUCAAGUCGGCUUCAUUGAUUUUGUUUGCACCUUUGUCUACAAGUAGCCGCAGGAAAUCAGCGGGGGGGAGACCCCAGCCCAGGGGGUGCAACUACAUCCAAGUCCUGCUGUAUCCAGUAACACCACCGGGGGUCUGCUGGCCGGACGUCACCACCCUUUCCUGGGAAGAGAUGACCCAAGCCAGUGGAAGACCACACACCUUGAGAAGUAAAAGUGUCAUAGGAUUUGAAAGCUGAUAGAGAAUUUAGCUUCCAGGAGUGUUCAAUCUUUCAGCUUCCCUGGGCCACGUUGGGAGAACUGUCUUGGGCCACACAUGAAAUACACUAACGAUAGCUGAUGAGCUAAAAAAUAAUCACACAAAAAAAUCUCCUAAUGUUUUAAGAAAGUUUAUGAAUUUGUGUUGGGCCUCAUUCUAAGCUGUCCUGGGCUGCAUGUGCCCCAUGGGCUGUGGGUUGAACAAGCUUGGCUUACACCUUAUCCGUGGCUUUUAAACAUUCUUUUAGCCUUGAGAACUGCCUAUUGAGCUAAAAUCAAUAUUCCAGUUUCACAGACAUCAAUUAAACAUUGAAUUAAUGCCAGAUUCACUGGCUUGCUUAGAAUAAUUUUUGUUCUUUUUUUUUUCAUUUUCUUUCUAUUUACUUCCUUGAAUCAUUUUUGUUCUUAUACUUUCAUUUAAUAUAUUAUAAAAAUUUUCAACCAUUUUGAAAAGUAGAGGAUUGUACACUGAAUCCCUGCAAACCGUCACCCAGAUUCCAAUAUCAAGAUUUUGCUACAUGCAUUUCAUCUGUCCUUUUUACAUUUCCUUUUCAAUUUUUUUUCUUACCUGAAGUAUUUAAAGGCAAAUCCUGGCCAGGUAUGGUGACUCACACGUGUAAUCCCAGAACUUUGGGAGCCUGAGGCAGGUGAAUUUCGUGAGCCCAGGAGUUUGAGACCAGCCUGGGCAAAAAUGGCAAAACCCUGUCUCUACAAAAAAUACCAAAAUUAGCCAGCUGUGGUGGCACUCACCUGUAGUCUCAGCUACUCAGGAGACAGAGGUGGGAAGAUCUCUUGAGCCUGGGAGGCGGAGAUUGCAGUGAGCCGAGAUUGUGCUACUGCACUCCAGCUAGGGCAACUGAGCAAGACUCUGACUCAAAAAAAAACAAAAGGCAAAUCUCAAAUGUAUCAUUUCAUUCUUCUACUAACUCGUCUUUAAAGAAAUAAGGAUAUUUUCUAACAUAACUGCAUCCCUGGCCCAUGAAACCGAUGCCUGCCUAAUACCCAGCUGUGAUGUAUGCUUCAAUGGGCUGCACAGACCUCAAGCUUCAGCCAAGGACUUGGGACCCCGCCAGCUUUGGGUGCUGUUGGCAGACCACCCUCAGUGUCAGCCCCGUCAGGUGUUACUGCAGCCUUUCCCAGGCUGGCCUACACCCAAUGACUGAUCCAUGCCAGGUGGAGGGGCCUGGCCAUCUUGGCUGAGCAUGGGCUCUUCUAGCUGCAGGAUUCUUCGUGGGGUCCAUCAAGGUUGUUGCUGGGCUCACAUCACAGCUCAACCUCUCCCUCUGCCCACUCCUAUUUCCUUCCCUUCCCCAGGCAUCGGUCCCCAGGGCACUGCUUAAUAAGCAUCCUGCAGACUAAGUCCAUUUUAAAGUGUGCUUUCUGGGGCACCCAGCUUGUGAUGCCAGCCCUUAAUCAACCUUCCUUCAUUGUCACAGGAGUUUUUAAUGGUUGGCUUGCCUGAAUCUGAUCCAAACAAUUUCACACUUCAAAUUUAGUUGUUUCUUUUUGUUGGUUUUUAGGAAAAAGAAGACGCACUUUUUUAUUUUUGGAUUUCCCAUUGAUUUCACAGAGUAUAAAUUAAGGCAAAUUAUUCUCAAUUUCAGAACUUCUGUUUCUUAAAUUAACAGGCAUUCUGUUGGUUUAAAAAGAUAGACGUGGUAGAUAGAAUUUCUUUCUUUCCUUCCCUCCCUCCCUUUCCUUCCUUCCUUCCUUCCUUCCUUCCUUCCUUCCUUCCUUCCUUCCUUCCUUCCUUCUUUCCUUCCUUCUUUCUUUGUGAUGAGGUCUUGCUCUAUUGCCCAGGCUGCAGUGCAGUGGUAUGAUCAUAGCUCACUGGGGCCCCAACUGCCCAGUCUCAAGGAAUCCUCCCAUCUCAGCUCACCAAGUAGUGCUGACCACAGGCAUGCACCACCAUGCCCAGCUACUUUUUUUGUAGACAUAGGGUCUCAUUCUGUUGCACAGGUUGGCCUCAACUCCUGACCUCAAGUGAUCCUCCUGCCUCAGCCUCCCAAAGUUUUGGGAUUACAGGUGUGAACCACUGCACCUGGCCAGGACUUACUUCUUUUAAACUGAAUCUAAGUAUGUUUCGGCAAGUCUGCAAUGCCUAGCAGACUGGCCUGAUCAGCAUUUGUACCAUAGUAACUAAUGUUGAAAACAGCACGAAUAAACCAGAAGUUGAAAAUUACAAUAACAUGCUAAAAGGUUGCAAGUCAAUUUCUGUUAAGCUUGUCCAAAUCUAAAUUUUUUUCAUUCUCUGUUGCUCCCCCCAGCUUAACUGAGGUAUAGUUAGCAAAUAAAAAUUAUACAUAUUUAAGGUAUAUGCUGUGAUAUUUUGAUAUACAUUGUGAAAUGACUGCCAUAAUGAAGCUAAUAUAUCCAUCACCUCACAUAGCUAUGGUUGUUUCCGAAGUCUCUUUUAGUCUACAAAGUACUCCUUCCUUAUUUCCUUUGCCACCGACUUGCAGAAAUAGUUUUCUCACAUCUGUAUUUAUGAUUGUUUCUUUGUGGCCGCAUGUAACACAUUCCUCUGUCUAAUUCUAAUAAAUGGACAUUAGCUCUAGAA